AUGUAAGAUUCUGAAGUCUACUGUCAAAGAAGAUAUUUUAAAUUAUUUGUAGUUUGUUUUAUAGUUGGGUGCCUUCUGUAAAGUUUAAUUUAUGAAUAAAUAUUAAAUAUUAUUGCUUCUACAAAUAAAAUUUUGUAGACAAAUCAUUGCUCCGUAUUAUUUGAUACAGAUAUGAAAACUAUAUAAUUUAUGAGUUAAUAUUUAACAAAUAAAAUGGAUAUCAUAUUUAAUAUUUGCAGUAUAGAGGACAUUGAAACGGUUACUGGAGAAAUUUACAGUUGCUUAUUGGAUGAGAAUCACCCUAGAACAACAAAAAUAACCACAUCAAUUGGUGAAAAUGAUUUUAAUAGAGCUAAGGACGCUGUAAAAAAUAUUUUGAAAGAAACUAAUUGCGACACUGAAAGAAUGAACAAGAUAUUAAAAGAAAAAGGUUACAAUGAAGAACUGAUUAAUGCCUUUUGUUCAUAUGUGGAACAAAGGAAGAACUCUUUUCUUGCGUUGUUAUUAUUACAACACAACAGUUUAUUUGGAGAAACUGUAGUCACAUUUGAUUGGCUUGUUAAAUUAGUGUUUGGGGUCAGUGAACUUAAAAAGAUCAAAUAUCCAUUGCUACAAUUAGCAAUGACUACUACCAAUGAUAAACAAGUGCAUACACAUCGGUCAUAUGAUAUAAGCAAAGAAAUGUUGAUAAAAUUAAUUGAUGUGUUGGAAAACAUUGAGUAAUACAUAAGACAUAAUUGAAUUUUGUAUGGACAUAAGUGUCAAAUCAAGAGCAAGGAUAAAAAUUAUUAUUUUGUUCGGUACCAGCCAUAUAUUUUUAGACAUCACAAAGGAAUCUUUUGUUUGUGACCAAGUUUGCACUACCAAAAUAAUUGUAUUCAAGUUGUGUUGGAUGUCAUGUAUUCUAAAAUAAAAAAUUUAUAAACAAAUUGAACACAA
This is a messenger RNA of Danaus plexippus (monarch butterfly), 939 nucleotides long. RefSeq lists its product as uncharacterized. The coding region runs from base 214 to 723 and encodes 169 amino acids. The transcript has 2 exons. Lineage: Eukaryota; Metazoa; Arthropoda; Insecta; Lepidoptera; Nymphalidae. The record is from RefSeq and is a predicted model, not a curated record.